AUGAACACUGAGCAGAAGAAUAUACGAAACCGUGAGUCCAGUUCGGGACGACUGAAGAAGACAAAGUGGGAGGCGACUGCAAGAGAUAUUGAGAGGGCCGAGAGUUGUGAUAAGGGGAGAUUAAUCGUCUCUUCUAGUAAGUUGUCCAUUCUUGAGAUGAUUAUGUCCAUUGUGCACAUGAAUGUCAUACCAAGCUGCGAGAAUAAUCUCCCGCUAAUCCUUGGCGUGUCGAAAGCGGUGUUAAAACCGAAAGUGGUGGCGGAACCUUAUUCUCGCAGAAGCUAG
Messenger RNA from Morchella importuna, 285 nucleotides. RefSeq lists its product as uncharacterized. The record is from RefSeq and is a predicted model, not a curated record. Bases 1 to 285 code for a protein of 94 amino acids. NCBI's taxonomy places the organism in Eukaryota, Fungi, Ascomycota, Pezizomycetes, Pezizales, Morchellaceae. The transcript is spliced from 4 exons.